AUGAUUAUCAAAUCACCAAUUGAUGGUAUCUUGAUAUCGCAAUCAUUUAUUAGGUGUUCAUAUUAUUUUUAAUGAAUAAGAUGUUUUUGAUACUCAAGCUGAUAUCGAUGGUCCGGGUAAAUUUUACCUUUUAAUUUAGUCGACACUCCAUUCCAAGGAGGAGUGUUUAGAUGCAAAUUGAUCUUGCCACCUCAAUGUCCCUAGAUGGCCCCUAAAGAUAAGCUAGCUAUGUAUUUUAGGACUAUUUAACACUAAAAUCUUUCAUCCAAAUGUAUCAGAAAAAGGAGAAAUUGUGUGAAUACAUUAAAGAAAGGUUGA
Molecule: messenger RNA, 318 nt
Organism: Paramecium octaurelia
Lineage: Eukaryota; Ciliophora; Oligohymenophorea; Peniculida; Parameciidae
Source: the annotation of a GenBank genome assembly